Messenger RNA from Thamnophis sirtalis, 945 nucleotides. Lineage: Eukaryota; Metazoa; Chordata; Lepidosauria; Squamata; Natricidae. The record is from RefSeq and is a predicted model, not a curated record.
AAACUUUCUCUAGUGCCGAAAACGGAGAAAAUUCCCUCAGCCAGAUUUUUGCUCCGUUACCUGAAAUCCCCCAGGAUCAAAAUGCUGCAGAAUCCUGGGAAGUGUUAGAAGAGGAUCUGAUUGAACUCUGCACUCUGGUGACCGAGUUUUCCCUGCUUGUUAAUACCCAGCAGGAGAAAGUCGACCGGAUCGAAGAGAACGUCUGCACUGCCGUCGCGAAUGUGGAGGAGGGGACCCAGAGUUUAUCCAAGGCUGCGACCUACAAACUGGCCGCCCUCCCGGUGGCUGGCGCCCUCCUGGGGGGGAUCGUGGGGGGGCCCAUCGGGCUCCUGGCCGGCUUUAAGGUGGCCGGACUGGCGGCGGCUUUGGGAGGCGGCGUGCUGGGCUUCACCGGCGGAAAACUCAUUCAGAGGAAGAAGCAGAAGAUGAUCAAGGAUCUCUCCUCUCCCAGCUGCCCCGAUUUGCCCGGGCGGAGCGACCAAGGGGGCAGCUGAGGACCGGGGGGUAGGGGGGCCCUCAAGCCGUCUUGGCUGGCAUCACGGCUGCCCGCCUGGGACAAGCAUCUUUCUUCCCCUGCUGGAAACGUUUCCUGUUGAGAAUGUGAAAGGGACAAAAAAGUCACCCUGGAAAAACUUUCUGACGUGCGCCAGGGGAAGGCGGCAAGCGUGGCACGCUUUGGCACACCUCACCCGCGGCGUGGGAAGGUGAGCUCCGAAGGGAUGUCUCCCACCUGUUUUCCUUCCUCUUUCAGGGACUCUUCUCCACAGUGUUCACCGAAUGCCUUUUUUCCCCCCAGGUUAAAAACGGAAAGAAAGCCGCCCAGGUGGCCCUUUUUCAGUCUCUGGAUACUUCCGUUCGUCCCGAGCGCACAAAUCCUGUGGGUUUUGGUUUUUUUAACACUUGUCGGUUUUAAUGCUCCUGGACUCUCGGGAGCUGAAUUUGCGG